Messenger RNA from Centropristis striata (black sea bass), 1728 nucleotides. RefSeq names its product zinc finger protein 64. Bases 175 to 1623 code for a protein of 482 amino acids. The transcript has 8 exons. Gene Ontology annotation, biological process: regulation of gene expression. NCBI's taxonomy places the organism in Eukaryota, Metazoa, Chordata, Actinopteri, Perciformes, Serranidae. Gene Ontology annotation, cellular component: nucleus. The record is from RefSeq and is a predicted model, not a curated record.
AGUGACGUAGAGACCGUAGAAGAAGAGAACCGGAAGUAAACAGCAGCAGCAGCAGGUGAGUCCGGAGACCAAAGUUCUCUUUAACUGGACACCUGGUAUCCAUGGUAACAGCUGUUCUCAUCUGAUCUCUCCCGGACCAGUGCUCUGAUAUCGUGGUGAUGUCACGGUGAUGUCAUGGUGAUGUCGGCAGUAAAGCAGCGGUACCGUGACAUCAGUCCGGUGACGCUGCAGGUGGUGGGCGGGGCUGUGAGCUCCAGCCUGUACUGCGGCGAAGUGGAGGGGGUGGCCGGCGGGCUGGUCGAGGCCUUCAUGGUCGAGUUCUUCCGCUGUAAACUCUGCCAGUUCACCUGCGGCCUCAAGGACGCUAUCAGCAGCCACCUGCAGCUCCGCCACCGCCCCCCCUCCCUCACGUACCUGGGGCCGGAGGGGCAAGGGGGCGGGGCCGUGGACAGGGAGGAGGCGGGGCUUCAGCUGAAGCAGAGCGACGAGGACGAGGACUUCCUGCUCUACGACAUGCUUGACAACAUGAGCCCGCCCACCUGUGACAUCAGCAGCGAGGUUGCACACACCUGUGAGGUCACCACUCUCUUUGAGUCCUCCAUGUUCCCUCUGAAGGGGGGUUCUGUGGACCUGGUCUGUCCCCCCUCCACCUCGGAGCAGAUGGCUCAGUCGGCCCACCUGAUGACGUUGGGUUUGUGUCGGAUCUCAGCAACGGGACCUGCGGCAGCGUCCGCCGGCCCACCACGCCUGAUCCCCGCCUCCCCCCGCCCGCCGCGGGAGAGGUCGUCCUCCUCGUGUCCCCUGUGUCCUCUGACACUGCCGUCCCGGCGGCUGCUGGAUGUCCAUGUGCGGUCCCACCGGGCCGGCGGCGGCUUCGGCUGCGUCUGCUGCAGCUGGACGGCGGGCAGCUGGGAGGAGCUGCAGCCACACUGGAGGAGACACCAGCGGGAGGAGAGGAAGAAGAGGAAGAAGAAGAAGAAAGCCGUCUGUCUGAGGAGCGUCGCCUCGCCAGAUCUUCACCACGGCGACGCCUCAGACGGAUGGAGCCGCCUGACUGGACGAGCAGGAGAGCAGGGGGCGGAGCUUACAGACAGGUGUCAGACAGGCGCAGUGCCGAGCAUCUCAGAGAAGAAGAAGACAAGCAGGAGGAAGAAAGAAGAAGAGAACAAGAGCGAGGAGGCGGCGGCGUUCUGCUGCUCUCUGUGCCACAGGAAGUUUUCCACCAAGCUGACUCUGAGGCGUCACCUGGGGACACACGGAGGUGAGAAACCGUUCAGCUGUCAGCACUGUGACUACAGCAGCAGACUGAAGGCCUCGCUGAGACAACACCUGAGGACACACACAGGUGAGAAGCCGUACAGGUGUGCUGAGUGUCCAUAUGCUUCGAUCGACCGAAGCUCUCUGCUCAGACACAGCAGGACACACAGUCAGGACAGACCGUACAGGUGUCCUCACUGUGACUACAGCAGUAUCCAGAAGAAGAGUUUGGACCUCCAUGCUCGCCGCCAUCACACCGGCGAGGCAUUUCCAUGCCAACAGUGUGAGUACUCAAGUCCAGACCGCCAAUUGCUGCGGCGACACGUCCGCAGACACCACGCCCCCUCCCAGCAUGCCACGCUCUGAUGUCCCAGCCCAGCGGACGAUAUGAUUGGACAGUUACUUGCUGCUGAUGUCACAGACUUUUAUUACUCUGUUUUUAUUGGCUGAGCUUUGAAUCAAAAUAAAAAA